Sciurus carolinensis (gray squirrel) is the source of this 2192-nucleotide messenger RNA. RefSeq names its product nicotinamide phosphoribosyltransferase (gene Nampt). Gene Ontology annotation, biological process: NAD+ biosynthetic process. Lineage: Eukaryota; Metazoa; Chordata; Mammalia; Rodentia; Sciuridae. Bases 228 to 1703 code for a protein of 491 amino acids. Gene Ontology annotation, molecular function: nicotinamide phosphoribosyltransferase activity. The record is from RefSeq and is a predicted model, not a curated record. The transcript has 11 exons.
GACCUCGCCGACCCUAACGUGCUAGCCGCCGUCGCCCCCGCCCCCGUCGCGUCACGACUCCCGGCCCGCCCUUCCCUGGCCCCUCCCCAAGCUCGGUUCCCCCCCUUUCCCUCCUCCUCAGACCGAGCGGUGACUUAAGCAACGGAGCGCGGUGAAGCCCAUUUUUCUCUUUCCUCGCAGCCGCGCCGGGGAGCUCGCGGCGCGCGCCCCCUCUGCUCCGGCCCGAGAUGAAUGCUGCCGCAGAAGCCGAGUUCAACAUCCUCCUGGCCACAGACUCCUACAAGGUUACUCACUACAAACAGUACCCACCCAAUACAAGUAAAGUUUAUUCCUACUUUGAAUGCCGUGAAAAGAAGACUGAAAACUCCAAAGUAAGGAAGGUGAAAUACGAAGAAACAGUAUUUUAUGGGUUGCAGUACAUUCUUAAUAAGUACUUAAAAGGUAAAGUAGUGACCAAAGAGAAAAUCCAGGAAGCCAAAGAGGUAUACAAAGAACAUUUCCAAGAUGAUGUAUUUAAUGAAAAGGGAUGGAACUACAUUCUUGAGAAGUACGAUGGGCAUCUUCCAAUAGAAGUAAAGGCUGUUCCUGAAGGGUCUGUCAUUCCCAGAGGAAACGUUCUUUUCACAGUGGAAAACACAGAUCCAGAGUGCUACUGGCUUACAAAUUGGAUUGAGACUAUUCUUGUGCAGUCCUGGUAUCCAAUCACAGUGGCCACAAAUUCUAGAGAGCAGAAGAAAAUAUUGGCCAAAUAUUUGUUAGAAACUUCUGGUAACUUAGAUGGUCUGGAAUACAAGUUACAUGAUUUUGGCUACAGAGGAGUCUCCUCCCAAGAGACUGCUGGCAUAGGGGCAUCUGCUCAUCUGGUUAACUUCAAAGGAACAGAUACAGUAGCAGGAAUUGCUCUAAUUAAAAAAUAUUAUGGAACAAAAGAUCCUGUUCCAGGCUAUUCUGUUCCAGCUGCAGAACACAGUACCAUAACAGCUUGGGGGAAAGACCAUGAAAAAGAUGCUUUUGAACAUAUAGUAACACAGUUUUCAUCAGUGCCUGUAUCUGUGGUCAGCGAUAGCUAUGACAUUUAUAAUGCGUGUGAAAAAAUAUGGGGUGAAGAUCUAAGACAUUUAAUAGUAUCAAGAAGUACAGAGGCACCACUAAUAAUCAGACCUGAUUCUGGAAAUCCUCUUGACACUGUAUUAAAGGUUUUGGAUAUUUUAGGUAAGAAGUUUCCUGUUACUGAAAACUCGAAGGGCUAUAAGUUGCUGCCACCUUAUCUUAGAGUUAUUCAAGGGGAUGGAGUAGAUAUUAAUACCUUACAAGAGAUCGUAGAAGGCAUGAAACAAAAAAAGUGGAGUAUUGAAAAUGUUUCUUUUGGUUCUGGUGGAGCUUUGCUGCAGAAGUUAACAAGAGAUCUCUUGAAUUGUUCCUUCAAAUGUAGCUAUGUUGUAACCAAUGGCCUUGGGAUUAAUGUUUUCAAGGACCCAGUUGCUGAUCCCAACAAAAGGUCCAAAAAGGGCAGAUUAUCUUUACAUAGGACACCAGCAGGAAACUUUGUUACACUUGAGGAAGGAAAAGGAGAUCUUGAGGAAUAUGGUCACGAUCUUCUCCAUACUGUCUUCAAGAACGGGAAGGUGACAAAAAGCUAUUCAUUUGAUGAAGUACGAAAAAAUGCACAGCUGAAUAUUGAACUGGAAGCAGCACCUCAUUAAGCUUUGUUUUACGACUGAGUGUGUGUGUGUGUGUGUGUGUGUGUGUGUGUGUAUACAUGCGUGCAUGCAUGUAUGCACCUGUGUGUAUGUAAUACAUAAUGUUUAUUGUACAGAUGUGUGGGGUUUCUUUGUGUUUUAUGAUACAUUAUAGCCAAAUUAUUUGUUGGUUUAUGGACAUACUGCCCUUUUUUUUCUUCUUUUUUUUCUUUUUCCAGUGUUUAGGUGAUCUCAAAUUAGGAAACACACAUAACCAUGUAAAAGAUUAAUGCUAAAGUAAGCUUUUUAGGGCCCUUUGCCAAUAGAUAGUAACUCAAUCUGGUAUUGAUCUUUUCACAGAUAACAGAACCAAGACUUUUAUAUAUAACUAAAGAUCACAUAAAACAGAUUUGCAUAAAAUUAUCAUGAUUGCUUUAUGUUUAUAUUUAACUUGUAUUUUUGUACAAACAAGAUUGUGUAAGAUAUAUUUAAAGUUUCAGUGAUUUAACAGUC